This is a messenger RNA of Camellia sinensis, 2062 nucleotides long. Its product is annotated as transcription factor bHLH130. NCBI's taxonomy places the organism in Eukaryota, Viridiplantae, Streptophyta, Magnoliopsida, Ericales, Theaceae. Gene Ontology annotation, biological process: regulation of transcription by RNA polymerase II. The record is from RefSeq and is a predicted model, not a curated record. Gene Ontology annotation, molecular function: protein dimerization activity; DNA-binding transcription factor activity, RNA polymerase II-specific; RNA polymerase II cis-regulatory region sequence-specific DNA binding. Gene Ontology annotation, cellular component: nucleus.
AUAAUAGGGUAAGGUGCAAAAACAUCUGAUAUGUUAACUGUUUCAAUGCCAUUUCUACGAUUCACAGAAAUGGAGACAAAAGACUUUCUCCUCUCUUUCUCUCUCCUUUUCCUUCUCUGCGCAAAUCUGAAUCGUAUUCAAAAUACUGUUUGAAGUAAGAGGUAUUCUGAUUGAUUAAAUCUCGGUCUCAUAAUUAUUAGUCAAAUUUUUCUGUUAUCCACUGUUUCAGCUGAUUUUCAAUCCAAAAAAUGUUGAAGCUCAGCUCAACGGAGGCCUGAAUUGGAUUCAUUUUCUUGUUUUGAAUCCAUCUGACAAAGUUAAACUGACGAAUCGAGAAUCAUCUGUGUUUUUAUUAUAUUCUACCGCGAUUCGAUUUGAUCUGUUUAGAAACGAAAGCUGAAAGUAAAUUGGUGAAAUUAGUGUGAUGUAUGGUGUUGGGGAUUCAGGGGCGAUUUCGAAGGACUCGAGUAUGUUGUUUUCGUCCAAUUUCAAGCAAUCAGAUGGAGAAUCAAUGAUGAAGAGUAGAGAUUCCAUGAAUUCCGAUCUGUACCAACAACCUCAACAGCAAAAUCGGAGCUCUGGUUUAAUGCGGUACAGCUCAGCGCCGAGCUCGUUCUUUCAUCAUCAUCAUCAUCAUCAAUCAUUAUCGUCGAGCCCUCCUGAAUCGGAAGUCAUGUUUGCGAGUUUCAUGUCUUCUUCUAAUGGCUCUGGUGGCGAUUCUGACUCUCACGAUCUGCAAAUUCAGACAACGGCUAUGAAGCACGAGCCACCAGAGCAGAACAAGCAGUAUUCAAGUUCUACUUCGACGCAGAUGAUUUACCAAACCGCACUAGAUCACCAUGAUUUGGCUAAUAAUCAUAGUAACUCCAUGAGUAAUAAUUAUAGUAAUAAUCUGGAGAAUCCGAUGAUGCAAGGAAAGACGACGACAAGUGGUAAUUGCUCGAAUCUGAUCAGACAGAGCAGCUCUCCGGCUGGAUUUUUCUCCAACUUGACCGCUGCUGCAGGAAAUGGAUUUGGUAUUGUGAGAGAUGUGGGAAAUGGAACCGAUGGGAAAGAAAGUGCAACAACUAGGUUGAAUGAUCAUAUAAACUUCUCAUCUGGGCCUGCUUCUUGCUCAAGGUUCAUGCCUCAAAUCACUGAAAAUGGAAACAAAAGCAUAGAGGCAACUAGCCAAAUGAAUGGGCACUUGGGUAGUAGUAAUGGCAGCAAUAGAUUUUUUGUAUCCAGCUUUGAAAAUGAGUGUUGGAAUGAUUCUGGGUUUACUGGCCUAAAAAGAAGCAGAGAUGGUGAUGAGGUCAAGUUUUCUGGCUUCAAUGCAUUGGAAAGUCAUCAGAAUGGAGAAUAUAGAAAUUACACUGCUACUGGUUUGACUCACCACUUGAGCUUGCCAAAGACUUCUGCUGAAACGGCUGCCAUAGACAAGUUUUUUCAAUUUCAACAAGACUCUGUCCCCUGUAAGAUCCGGGCCAAAAGAGGCUGUGCGACACACCCACGAAGCAUUGCAGAGAGGGUGAGAAGAACAAAAAUUAGUGAAAGAAUGAGGAAACUACAAGAGCUUUUCCCAAACAUGGACAAGCAAACAAACACAGCAGAUAUGUUAGAUUUGGCAGUUGAGUACAUUAAAGACCUUCAGGAACAGCUUAAGAUACUCACGGACAAACAGGCGAAGUGCACGUGUUCGAGUAAGCAGAAACAAUUUUCAAAUCCUGCCUCAUGACUUGCUCGUGUACAGAUAAUAAUAUGAAUCGAAAAAGGUGGAAAUGAAAAGGAUAUAGCAGAUCUAACUAAUCUUUUUUUGUGAAUGCACUUGUAUGUGUAAUUCAAAUUGUAAUAACUCUGUUUAGUUGAGAGAGUUUCAACCAACUUCAGAUGAUACAUGCUUUGCUGGUUGUACCUUAAGUUGUAAGGUGGGCCAAAUAUUUUGAAUUAUGGAAGGAGAUAAUGAAUAGAUUUAACAAACCUGAUCUGAUAUGGGAUUAGAUGACUUGUGUAAGAAUAAUACUAGGCAUCAUGAAAAAAAAAAUCAUAAAAUGUUUCAUGAAAAUUUUUCAUCCUUUGAUUA